AUGCCAGGCACUCUCUCGAUCGGCUUCGAGCGUAACCUCCUCGCCGCGGACUCGGUCCACGCAAGCCUCCACAAGCGCGACGGCGACGGCACCGCGGGCGAGGUGAUUUACAACCAGCAAAAAUACUACGUCGCUCCCGUUCGCGUCGGCACUCCGCCGCAGGAGCUCAGACUUGCUAUCGAUACCGGCUCGUCUGAUAUCUGGUUCCUGUCCGAUUUGAACGAGUUCUGUCUCGCGGAGGAAGAUCCGUGCUCGGAGUCUGGUCUCUUCAACUUCACUGCCUCGUCGACCAUCGUGUCUGAUCUUGACGAGUUCUCGAUCACCUACGGCGACAACACACAGGCCGACGGCGUCUACGCGCAAGACACGCUCGAAAUCGCGGGCGUGACGCUCACGAACCAAACGCUCGCGGUCGCAACCGACACGAACCUGACAAACGGCGUGCUCGGCAUCGGGUACGAGUCUGGAGAAGUCUCGGCAGGCGACAACAGUAGUACCACCGGCCAAUACUCUGGUCUGCUCCGCUCGAUGGUCGACCAGGGAUACAUCAACUCGCGCGUGUACUCGCUCUACCUGAACGACCUCGACGCUCCCACCGGCGACGUUCUCUUUGGCGGCAUCAACCGCGCAAAGUACGACGGCGACCUGGUCGUGCUUCCGAUCCAGAAAGAAGACGGACAGACAAACCACACCAGAUUCCUCGUCACUCUCGAAGGCGUCGAGAUCGGGGAUGGUACAGACAUCCAAGUCCUCGACGACUCGCUCGACACUCCCGCGCUCAUCGACUCCGGCACCACGUUCACCUACUUACCUUCCGACAUCGUCGAUGAGGUCGUGAACGCCACCGGCGCGAUCUACGAACCCGCACUGGGCGUAUACGUCCAGUCAUGCACGCUUCGCGAGCUCAACGUCUCCGUCAACUUCAAGUUUGAAAACGUCACAAUCAAAACCCCAAUCAAGGACCUCUACAGCCCCCUCACCUACUCCAACGGCUCCGCCGUCGUCGCCGACGGCUACGAACUCUGCCAAAUCACAAUGCAGCCCGCGAGCUCGAUGGUCAUCCUCGGCGACACCUUCCUCAGCUCCGCCUACGCCGUCUUCGACCUCGACAACAACGUCAUCGGCCUCGCGCAGUCGAAGCUCAAUUCCACCGAAUCCGACAUCGUCGCCGUCGACGCCGGCAGCAACGCCAUCCUCGACGCGCUCACAAAGCCCGCCGCGAGCGCGACCGUCUCCCACAGCUCGGCCACCGCGAGCGCGAGCGCGUCGUCAAGCUCGGGGAUCGCGGCGUCGAGCUCAGCGAUCUCUUCCUCCUCCUCCUCCUCCUCCUCCACGUCCUCCGCGGCAUCGUCUUCCUCGUCCGGCGCGGCCGCGGCUGGAUUGCGCCCCGCAGCGGCAGCCGAGAACGGUGUCUUUGGCUCGCUUGGGAUCAUCUUUGCUGUUACGUUCUGGCUUGUAUGA
Molecule: messenger RNA, 1461 nt
Organism: Myxozyma melibiosi
Lineage: Eukaryota; Fungi; Ascomycota; Lipomycetes; Lipomycetales; Lipomycetaceae
Product: aspartic peptidase domain-containing protein
Exons: 1
Coding region: 1-1461 (486 amino acids)
Biological process (GO): proteolysis
Molecular function (GO): aspartic-type endopeptidase activity
Source: RefSeq, a predicted model, not a curated record